CCCUUAGUUUGGCUUCUGCGAACCAAAUAUGGAAAAGAGAUGAAAGUCAACUAUCUCGAAUUUUUUCGAAUGAUACAUCGCAAUUCUCCUCUGGACCAAAAUUAAAUUCAGCUAUUACUUCAACUUGUCCACUUGGUUAUACUGAAUGUAACGAUCUAGUUGGAGGGUGUUGUUCUAUCGGUUCUACUU
This is a messenger RNA of Racocetra persica, 189 nucleotides long. Lineage: Eukaryota; Fungi; Glomeromycota; Glomeromycetes; Diversisporales; Gigasporaceae. The record is from the annotation of a GenBank genome assembly.